Clunio marinus is the source of this 228-nucleotide messenger RNA. The record is from the annotation of a GenBank genome assembly. Lineage: Eukaryota; Metazoa; Arthropoda; Insecta; Diptera; Chironomidae.
AUGAAGGGACAAAACCAUGUCACUGCUGGUGGAUAUGUACCAAAAGAGCUCUUCUAUUAUUAUAUAACUCUAGAAGCGAAUAUAUCUUUUCAAAUACAACAAUCGCACAUGGAAUUAGAAUUCUCUCAGAAGGCCUUACUUUUUUUUACUUUGUGCUACAAUUUUAGAUCAUUUUUCUCAGGAUUUUGGCAGAGAUUGGUUCUUUCAGAAGAAAUAAAUACUACGUAG